This is a messenger RNA of Trichoderma virens Gv29-8, 1083 nucleotides long. RefSeq lists its product as uncharacterized. Bases 1 to 1083 code for a protein of 360 amino acids. The transcript is spliced from 4 exons. The record is from RefSeq and is a predicted model, not a curated record. NCBI's taxonomy places the organism in Eukaryota, Fungi, Ascomycota, Sordariomycetes, Hypocreales, Hypocreaceae.
AUGUCUGAAUCAACUGCAGCUGAAACGCAUCCCAACGUUCCUCCUCACUUCUGGAAGCCAUGCGUCCUUCUGAUCGACGACGGAUUUUUUGGUUGCAAAGGCUUGGGGCUACCAUCCGACAUCGCCACGACUCUUCAAGUCCAUAGGGAGAAGCAUAAAUCGUCUUGGAUAGGCUUCACAAUUCAAGUCCCAUUCGGAGCCAACAGUGAAGAUGAUGGUUUCGGCAUGUGCCAUGAGCGGAAACGGAGCCCUCCAUCGACUACCGCUGCCCAAGAGUACAAGUUGACGGUUGAGUUCCCGAUGGGCUCUGACUACUUCAUUCGAAGUGUCGAACAGAAUGUGUAUCUGAGAGAGGGCACGCGCGUGACGGUGAAGGGAUAUGGCAAGCCAUUUGACAAUCCUGAUCACCCAAGUCAUGGAUGGAUCAACCACAAUAUACCGAUCGUCGGACAUAUGACGCUCAUCGACAUUAUCGGGCAGCGAAAUUUCCCUUUUGUUGUUGACACGCCUUCCAACGCUGUAGGGAUGCACUGGUCUCAAGAGCUUCCAGGGCCGUUCAGGUAUCCCUACGGCAACGAACACUCCUGCCAUUGCGAGUGUCCUCACCAGGACUCUGUUGGAGACCAGCCAAGAGAUCCCGGAUUUCUUGCGGCCUUACCAUCAAAGUCAAAUUCGAAACUGAGUCUCAAUUCGAACCCGAGUGAUGUCGCCGGUGCUGGCGAUGCUGAGGGAGGAGGCGGCUGGGGAGCAGAUCCCAAGGAGCAACUGGUAAUAACUCCAGCUACUCCAGCUACUCCAGCUACUCCAGCUACUCCAGCUACUCCAGCUACUCCAGCUACUCCAGCUACUCCAGCUACUCCAGCUACUCCAGCUACUCCAGCUACUCCAGCUACUCCAACUACUCCAGCUACUCCAGCUACUCCAGAACCUGGAGGAAAACAAGCUUGUGGUGAGCUUUGCAACCAGCUCCGAGGAAACUCAUCGCAGCAGCUUCUGGAAUCCCAAACAGCACAAUUGGGUGCUAGAACAGGUGAAGUACCUUUUGGAAGAUGCAAAGUUCCAAAACGUCUCUGGGACCCCUGA